AUGAGGCACCAAGCGCUACCGAGACAGCAGGCGGCACCGCGCGCCGUGACGCCACGGCGUGGCGUAGGAACCACCCGGCCUCCGGACGUCACCACGCCGCUCCCACGGCGCCUUUACGUCAGGAAGAAAACCCGGAUGUUCCACGGCGGCGUUCUGUUACAGAGGGCGCGGACUGAGCCCCCACCGGCGCCGGCCGUACGGCCCGAGGAUGCGGUGCCGCACGAGCGCUGCCCCUCGCUGGAGCGCUUCCGAGACCGCUAUCUGAUUCCGCAGAAGCCCGUCGUCUUAGAGGGGAUUAUUGACCACUGGCCGUGCAUGAAGAAGUGGAGCGUGGACUAUGUUUGUCAGGUCGCUGGGUGCCGCACAGUCCCCGUAGAAUUGGGUUCCCGGUACACAGAUGAGGAAUGGUCUCAGAAGCUCAUGACCGUCAAUGAUUUCAUCAGCCAGUAUAUUGUGAAUGAGAACAACAUAGGAUACCUUGCCCAGCACCAGCUUUUUGAUCAGAUCCCAGAAUUGAAAGAGGAUAUCAGUAUUCCUGACUACUGCUGCCUGGGGGAAGGGCAGGAAGAUGACAUCACCAUUAACGCAUGGUUUGGGCCAGCAGGCACUAUCUCACCUCUUCAUCAAGAUCCCCAGCAAAAUUUUUUAGCCCAGGUAUUUGGAAGAAAAUAUAUCCGUCUUUAUUCACCACAAGAUUCAGAAAAUCUGUACCCACAUGAGAGCCAACUUCUUCACAACACCAGUCAGGUUGAUGUAGAAGAUCCUGACUUAACAAAAUUCCCCAACUUUAGAAAGGCUGCAUUUCAGUCCUGUAUUCUGAUGCCUGGACAGGUCCUGUUUAUCCCAGUUAAAUACUGGCACUACGUACGAUCUCUUGAUAUUAGCUUCUCUGUCAGUUUCUGGUGGUCAUAACGCUGAAGUAUGAAGAACAUUUAUUAGUAUUGUAAUAGCAAUUAAAGAUUCAGAAAAGUA
Messenger RNA from Meleagris gallopavo (turkey), 972 nucleotides. NCBI's taxonomy places the organism in Eukaryota, Metazoa, Chordata, Aves, Galliformes, Phasianidae. The record is from RefSeq and is a predicted model, not a curated record.